CGGAGACAGCCCUUUCCGGCGUGUAUCCGGUUCCUUUUUCGUUCGGCUCUGAGAAAGGUUCGUGCUGAUAUCCUACACUUUUCGAAUAUCCACGUUGUACUCGUCAAUCAACCAAGAUGGUACAGCGAUUAACCUACCGACGACGUUUGUCGUACAACACAAAGAGCAACAGGAGACGUGUUGUACGUACACCAGGUGGCAAAUUAGUUUAUCAAUAUCUAAAGAAGCCCAAGAAGAUCCCAAGAUGUGGGCAGUGUAAAGACAAACUCAGGGGUAUUCAGCCUGCGAGGCCGAUGGAACGCUCACGUAUGUGCAGGCGGAAAAAGACCGUCAAACGCGUGUAUGGUGGAGUUCUUUGUCACAAAUGUGUAAAGGAAAGGAUUGUGCGAGCAUUCUUAAUCGAGGAACAAAAGAUCGUCGUUAAGGUUAUGAAAGCACAACAGGCCUCAGCAAAAACGAAGAAGGCGGAGAAGUAAUCAUUGUGCUUUUUAUUAAUUAAGGAAAAUAAAUAUAAAACAAGAAAACGA
This is a messenger RNA of Dinoponera quadriceps, 527 nucleotides long. Its product is annotated as 60S ribosomal protein L34-like. The transcript is spliced from 4 exons. Gene Ontology annotation, cellular component: ribosome. Lineage: Eukaryota; Metazoa; Arthropoda; Insecta; Hymenoptera; Formicidae. Gene Ontology annotation, biological process: translation. The record is from RefSeq and is a predicted model, not a curated record. Gene Ontology annotation, molecular function: structural constituent of ribosome. The coding region runs from base 117 to 476 and encodes 119 amino acids.